ACACGUCCGUCCGCGGGUGUCCGGGGCUGCGCGCGCCAUGGAGCCGCGGUGCCCGCCGCCCUGCGGCUGCUGCGAGCGGCUGGUCCUCAACGUGGCCGGGCUGCGGUUCGAGACGCGGGCGCGCACCCUGAGCCGCUUCCCAGACACGCUGCUCGGGGACCCGGCGCGCCGAAGCCGCUUCUACGACGGCGCGCGCCGAGAAUACUUCUUCGACCGGCACCGGCCCAGCUUCGACGCCGUGCUCUACUACUACCAGUCCGGCGGCCGGCUCCGGCGGCCGGCGCACGUGCCCCUCGACGUCUUCCUGGAGGAGGUGGCCUUCUACGGGCUGGGCGCGGCGGCGCUGGCGCGCCUGCGCGAGGACGAGGGCUGCCCGGUGCCGCCGGAGCGGCCCCUGCCCAGCCGCGCCUUCGCUCGCCAGCUCUGGCUGCUCUUCGAGUUCCCCGAGAGCUCGCAGGCCGCGCGCGUGCUCGCUGUCGUCUCUGUGCUCGUCAUCCUCGUCUCCAUCGUCGUCUUCUGUCUGGAGACGCUGCCCGAUUUCCGCGACGAACGCGACAAGCCACUAGCCGCCGUGGCUGCCGCGGGACCGCUCCCCAGUCGGCUGAAUGGCUCCAGCCCCGUCCCUGGACCCCCAGCUCGCACGCCCUUCGACGACCCGUUUUUCGUGGUGGAGACGCUCUGCAUCUGCUGGUUCUCCUUCGAGUUACUGGUGCGUCUGUUGGUUUGCCCGAGCAAGACAGUCUUCUUCAAGAACGUGAUGAACCUCAUUGAUUUCGUGGCCAUUUUGCCCUACUUUGUGGCUCUGGGCACCGAGCUGGCCCAGCAGCGGGGUGUGGGUCAGCCCGCCAUGUCGUUGGCCAUCCUGCGAGUCAUCCGGCUGGUGCGUGUCUUCCGCAUCUUCAAGCUGUCGCGGCACUCCAAGGGCCUGCAGAUCCUGGGCCAGACGCUGCGGGCCUCCAUGCGUGAGCUGGGCCUCCUCAUCUUCUUCCUCUUCAUCGGCGUGGUCCUCUUCUCCAGCGCCGUCUACUUUGCUGAAGUCGACCGGGAAGACUCCUAUUUCACCAGCAUCCCUGAGUCCUUCUGGUGGGCGGUGGUCACCAUGACCACCGUCGGCUACGGGGACAUGGCGCCCGUCACCGUGGGCGGCAAGAUCGUGGGCUCUCUGUGCGCCAUCGCUGGCGUGCUGACCAUUUCCCUGCCCGUGCCCGUCAUUGUCUCCAACUUCAGCUACUUUUACCACCGAGAGACAGAGGGCGAAGAGGCCGGGAUGUACAGCCACGUGGACACGCAGCCCUGUGGCCCGCUGGAGGGCAAGGUCAAUGGGGGAUUGGUGGAUGGAGAGGUGCCCGAGCUAGCACCUCCCCUCUGGCCACCCCCAGGAAAACACCUGGUCACUGCGGUGUGAGGGAGAGUGGAGGCCGG
Messenger RNA from Artibeus jamaicensis (Jamaican fruit-eating bat), 1422 nucleotides. It is a transcript of the gene KCNA7, whose product is annotated as potassium voltage-gated channel subfamily A member 7. Gene Ontology annotation, cellular component: membrane; voltage-gated potassium channel complex. Lineage: Eukaryota; Metazoa; Chordata; Mammalia; Chiroptera; Phyllostomidae. The record is from RefSeq and is a predicted model, not a curated record. The transcript has 2 exons. Gene Ontology annotation, biological process: protein homooligomerization; potassium ion transmembrane transport. Gene Ontology annotation, molecular function: protein binding; delayed rectifier potassium channel activity. Bases 38 to 1405 code for a protein of 455 amino acids.